Molecule: messenger RNA, 1629 nt
Organism: Colletotrichum orchidophilum
Lineage: Eukaryota; Fungi; Ascomycota; Sordariomycetes; Glomerellales; Glomerellaceae
Product: F-box domain-containing protein
Exons: 2
Coding region: 1-1629 (542 amino acids)
Source: RefSeq, a predicted model, not a curated record
AUGGCUACCGCAUCCUCCCUCCGUGCAGCGCCACAGAAAUGGUCUCUGAAUGACCUCAGCUCCGAGCUGCUGGCUCUCAUCUUUGAGCAGCUCCGAGAAAUAGACGAGCGCGCCCUUGCAACUGCGCGAUGCUUGUCCAGACGCUUCGAGGCGAUCGCAACUCCUGUCACCUACCGUACAAUUUGCCUCAACGAGCGCAUUGUUGCCCCAGACGCCGAAUCGCGGUAUCCCAACCUCUUGCGUAAUGUGUCGUCCUACACGAACCACGUCGUCACACGAAGCGAUCUUGACCCUGACGGCAUUCGAAGGGUGCUAGACAGGGUCCAAAGGUUAAAGACUGUGCGGUAUGCCACAAUGGGUCUCCACAGCCCUCGUGAGCAGUUUGCUGACGAUGUUACUAGGUGGCACUAUGUCGACGCUGAAUUCAGAUCAGGGCGUCUCUGGCUCCCGUCGGAUGUUCUCAACCCCCAGCAAACGCGAUUUAAUGGCACGAAACUGUUCGUCGAGGACCUGCCCCUGCGAGAAUUUGAGGGACAAUUACGAGACACCUAUGUCCGAGCGAUUCCCACAGACCUUCUGGUCUCGCUCAAGCUUGCGAGCCCUGCUCCACCGCUCACGACACGAUUGAAUUCCCUCAAACAGCUGCUCUUGCUCUCCCGCCGCCUAGAGACAUUCCACUACGAAGAUCGUGGGCAGGGGACAAAUUUCAAAUUCGCACAAGGAGAGCGCAUGCCCCCACUGAAAGAUUUGGCUCUCAAAUCAUAUGACUGGAACCAUUCGAAGGAGGACACCCGAUCCCAUUGGGACUUUACUCAGCUCGAGUCGCUCGACCUUAAAUACGUGCCCGUCUUCAACUUCCUGUCGUCCGUGGAUUUCCCUGACCUGGCGGGCUUACGACAGUUACACUGCGAAGACUUUAGCGCCCACCUAGUUGACAAACGACAAGAAGCAACCGGCGGCUUAUACUUAUUGGUGGCUAAUCACAUCCGGGCUCUACAGACCCUCAAUGUGACGUGCCACAUCCAGCUCUUCCCGCUAGAUGGCAUCUUGAGACAUGGCGAAUCUCUUCAGGUGCUCAAGUUCCGCGACCACAUGGGCUUUGGAGAAGAGGAUCGGCGGUGUCCGACACUCUGGGCUGAGGAUAUUGCGACUUUGGCGCAAGGUCUCCCACAUGUGCACACGCUGGAGCUGGACAUGGACGUGGCCCUAUGCGACCCGACUGAGUUCCUUCGUGCUCUCUGCAGCUUCCGCAGCCUGCAAACACUCACUCUACAUGUCCAGACGGUUCUUCAUGCUCUCGAGGUGGUCCACCCAGGGAUGGACCGCGACUACGACGCGGCCUUACGCACUUUCCAGUUGCUGCUGCGAGAGAGGCAGCUCGCGACCCCCGACGUGCCUUGGAAGCAAAUCACGAUCAAUGUGGGCGGAUGGCGCAAAGUAAUGGUCCGUCGCUUCAGCGCCGCCUGGCGUCGUCAGAACGAGAACGGUGUCUACGCCGAGCGAUGUUUUUUGCUAGAGCGGACCGAGAACGGCCAAAUGGCAUACCGAGAGGAGAUGAGCAUCGAAGGCCGCUCAUCAACACCAACGCCUGACCCUCCGACACCGAGCAUGGACACCGAAUACGAGUAA